Galendromus occidentalis (western predatory mite) is the source of this 1489-nucleotide messenger RNA. RefSeq names its product peroxisomal membrane protein PEX16-like. Gene Ontology annotation, cellular component: peroxisomal membrane. The coding region runs from base 185 to 1189 and encodes 334 amino acids. NCBI's taxonomy places the organism in Eukaryota, Metazoa, Arthropoda, Arachnida, Mesostigmata, Phytoseiidae. The transcript has a single exon. The record is from RefSeq and is a predicted model, not a curated record. Gene Ontology annotation, biological process: peroxisome organization.
GGAUCGAGUGAUUGAGCACGGAGAAUAUUCGGAGCUCGGCUCGUGGAAGAUCCGAGCCGUCAAUUCAGUCGUUCGAGGACUCAGUCUCGAUUGUGAUUGUGUGCCUUUUCCACCGAGACUCCAUUGAGGAUCACCGCCGGUUUCUUCGAGUUCCUCACCCACGUCAUCUGUGUCGUCGUCAACAAUGUCGGUCCUCUCUCGAUACAGGGAAUUCGUCGAGAAAAACCCGAUCGCUGCGAAGCAGGUCGAGGCAGUGAUCGAAAUUUUCACCUUCUGGCGAGUACAUGGAGGCUGGGAGAUCUUCAAUGAGGGCAUGCGAGCGUCGGCGAAGCUCGUGCAGCUUGCCCACGACAUCAUUCUCAGACGGCAUCAUGCGCUUCCGAUAAGCGCAGUGCAGGUAGUUUCGACCCUGAAGACCAUUCUCCAGGCCUUGGACUAUCUCCAGUGUUUCCUGGAGAAGAUCACUUUCUUUGCGAGCGGCGACGCGUACCGGUGGUCGAUGAUUGCUUUCAUUCAGACGGCGAAAACCGUGAUCCGUGCCGUCCUCCUGUUCCACUUCAAACAGGGAAUGUCAAUGAAAACUCCCGUACCGCCCUUGGAGCGCGGCCAAGACCUGGAAUACGCCUCCAAGUUGCGGUCUCUCCGCCACGAGAAGAGAGCUCAGGCGACCUUCACCUUGAAAUCGGGACGCGAGGUUCGGACGCUGGCCGCCACGCCCCCGCUGAAUAAACGGCGUUGGUGCGAAACGAAGAAAGUCGAUCCCAUGGAGCAGAUGGAAGAGAAGUUCUCAUUCGUGCCGACCGAACUCCAAGGACCGCAGCUCAUCGGCGAGGUUAUGUACCUUAUGACGCCAAUGGCGCACCUCUUCGCCAUGAAACUUUUCGGCACGAAGUCGUGGAAACCUUUCCUCAUCGCUCUGGGAAUGGACGCAUUGAGCAUACAGCAGAUGCAGCAGGGCACGAAACAGCUCCAGAAACCAGAGAAAAUCGAGCUCUCCAGAAGAGCACGGGGUCUGGCCGAGUACUUCCUGCGAGCUCCUUUGUACGAGACGCAUGUGAAAUCGAAACUCCAAUCAUUGAAACAGGGCAUUUUCGACAUGUUCCCAUUCAUCACUUUCCUCGACCAAUUCGUUGAAUACGAGCUCAAUGAAUUAGAAACAACCUACUUCAGGACGUGGGGGAGCCACUGAUAGUAUGAACGACGGGAGAUAUAUUUAUAAUAUUAUAUUAUUUAUAUAUAUUUUGACCUCUUUCCCUAGCCAACUUUGCCAAACGCUAUGUACAAUAAUUCUGAUGUGAUUGUGUACAGCUCAAAUUCUCAGUAUUUGACGCGGUUCUCCAGACAAUUAUUUGAAUGAUUCCAUUUUCAUGAGCCGUAUCCGUACCGGAUUGCUUAGGAUUUGAAGAUGGGCUCGAAACAAUUUCCUAUCUAUGUGACACUAUCGAAGAGUAUAGCUAGUUCUUUAGAGAGCGGGUGAUUCCGAGUAUUU